AUUCUGUUGAUGAUGUUAAUAAAUUACCUGAAGCACUUGAUUUCAACUUGUACUCAAUAUUUCACUCACUGAAUCUACCAUUCAGUUCAUGUCCUGGCACAAUGCCCGAAGGUCCUGAACUCUACAAAGCAGCUACCUUUCUCAACCACAUUGCCUCCCAACACAUCUUUAAGAAGGUCCGCCCUCUCAAGGAGCCAAGUCACAAACACCCUCUUAUUCCAUGGACUAAACCAAGUUUCUCUCUUGCUGGGGAGGCACGAGGUAAGGAAAUCAGGAUUACUUUCACAGAGUUAUCUCUGAAGGAUGAGGUUAAAAAUGAUAAGUUUUUUCCGGAAACUUUAAACAUUCUUCUGACUUUUGGCAUGGCCGGUAGAUUUGCCAUGACAAAGACAGGGGAGACUAGGAAACACUCGCUGUUAAUGUUUGAUACAACAGAUGAUCAAACAUUCUCUUUUGUUGAUACUCGUCACUUUGGAAGGUGGAUACUGACUGACGAGUGGUCUCCCCAAACAAAGCGUGGCCCUAGCAUUAUAACUGAAUACCAACUGUUCCGGAAAUAUUUGUUAUCACUGCUUGAUAAACCAGUAUUUGAUAAGCCAAUAUGUGAGGUAAUGUUGAAUCAGCGGUAUUACCUCAGAGCUGAAAUCCUUUACCGUCUAGACAUAGACCCCUAUUUUUCAGCUAGAUCAGUUCUUGAGAAUCUGCCAGAAGUUUCGUGUAACAACAACCCUUCGGAAUUCAGAUUCAAUUCCAUUUAG
Molecule: messenger RNA, 758 nt
Organism: Bolinopsis microptera
Lineage: Eukaryota; Metazoa; Ctenophora; Tentaculata; Lobata; Bolinopsidae
Product: endonuclease 8-like 1
Biological process (GO): base-excision repair
Cellular component (GO): nucleus
Molecular function (GO): zinc ion binding; DNA-(apurinic or apyrimidinic site) endonuclease activity; nucleic acid binding
Source: RefSeq, a predicted model, not a curated record